GUCUCCAUUCUAUCUUCUUCGAAGACGAAGCCCGCACACUCCCCAACCGUCCAAUCCCAUUCACACACCGCCUCCCGCCCCCCCUCGCCAUCAUCGCCAUGUCCGUCGCCGUGACGGCCGCCGCCGCCUCCUCCACCUCUUCCUCCUCCUGCUGCGCACUGGGACACCGCCGCCUGCCCCUCCGCCCCGCCGGAUUCACCCCCCCUCCCGCACAGCCUUACGCCUCCCCAGCGGCGCUCCUCUGGCGGCGGCCGCGGCGGGCGGCGGCGGCGCCCACCACCUUCUGCUCCGCGCCGUCGCUCGGCCGCGUCGGAUGGCCGCGCCGGGAGGGGAGCGCGUGGCUGCUCUCCUUCCGCGCGGAAACUGAUGAUUCCCAGUCGGCCGCGGAGGACGCCGGGGACACCUCUCAGGCGGUUUCCGCGCUGCUCCCGCUCGUGGUCGUGGCCACUGCCGUCGCCGCUCUCGGCAACCCCGCCACCUUCUCCUGGGUCUCCAAGGAGUUGUACGCACCUGCGCUCGGAGGCAUCAUGCUGUCCAUUGGCAUCAAACUGUCCUUCGACGACUUCGCGCUGGCCUUCAAGAGACCGGUGCCACUGUCUAUUGGCUAUGCGGCACAGUACAUGCUUAAACCACUUCUGGGCGUGCUGAUUGCCAGGGCGUUCAGGAUGCCGUCGGCCUUCUUUGCAGGUUUCAUGCUUACUUGCUGUGUCUCGGGUGCACAGCUUUCAAGCUAUGCUAGCUUCCUCGGCAAAGGAGAUGUUGCGCUGAGUAUUCUGCUCACGACCUACUCGACGAUAUCUUCGGUGAUUGUGACGCCUAUUCUCACUGGAUUAUUGAUUGGAUCAGUGGUUCCAGUUGAUGGAAUUGCGAUGGCGAAAUCUAUUUUGCAGGUGGUUCUUGUUCCUGUGACACUAGGUCUCCUUCUGAAUACCUAUGCAAAACCAGUGGUUAAUGUCAUACAACCAGUCAUGCCGUUUGUUGCUAUGGUGUGCACAUCACUUUGUAUUGGGAGCCCUCUUGCUAUAAAUAGGAGCAUGCUCCUCUCACCACAAGGAUUCAUGUUACUUCUCCCCAUAGUGAUUUUCCACAUUGCGGCUUUUGUUGUGGGCUACUGGGUUUCCAAAUUGCCUCAGUUCAGGCAAGAAGAGCCAGUUUGUAGGACUAUUUCAGUGUGUACUGGAAUGCAGAGCUCCACCCUAGCCGGACUUCUUGCUACCCAGUUUCUUGGAAUCAGUCAGGCAGUUCCUGCAGCUUGUUCUGUUGUUGUAAUGGCAAUAUUUGGUUUGACUCUUGCAUCAUACUGGGGCACUGGUCUGCGAAUAAGAGAUGUUCCUUCAAGAUUCUUUCCACAAGCUUCCGAGGGUGCAAGCACAUGAGAAGUUAUGUCAUUUAACACUGGAAUUGUUCCAUGGGCUCCCCGGACUACCGUUUUAGAAAAUUCUUGGCCCUUGAGGGCUGCGGUUACAGGGAGGUCCUGCACCUCACCCUGCAUGAGGUAUGCCAUAGCUACAUACAAACUGCGUAUUAUGCAAGAUAAGCAGCGGCAAGAACAAACGUACCACAAGAAACCACCUGGGUCUGCAUAUGAUCGAAGGGUAAUCAGAUCGAAGGCAUGACAUAUACCAUGUACUGCAGGUUUCGUUAGUGCAUCAUUCUUCUUUGUAAAUACUAGGUAGUAGACACGAUUAUGAUUCUUAUGUAUGCUACGGAGUACUAUGCAUAUGCAUGUGCAAUGCCAAUAUUAUUGGCUCCUCAUUGUUGUCAAGAUCAACCUGGCCCAUGAACGCCUGUUUCCCUGAAAAUCAAUCCUUCCAAGUUGCUAAUGCGGUUUAA
Molecule: messenger RNA, 1833 nt
Organism: Brachypodium distachyon (stiff brome)
Lineage: Eukaryota; Viridiplantae; Streptophyta; Magnoliopsida; Poales; Poaceae
Product: probable sodium/metabolite cotransporter BASS3, chloroplastic
Exons: 5
Coding region: 99-1376 (425 amino acids)
Cellular component (GO): membrane
Source: RefSeq, a predicted model, not a curated record